This is a messenger RNA of Dufourea novaeangliae, 1740 nucleotides long. It is a transcript of the gene Dbp21E2, whose product is annotated as probable ATP-dependent RNA helicase DDX28. Lineage: Eukaryota; Metazoa; Arthropoda; Insecta; Hymenoptera; Halictidae. Bases 63 to 1679 code for a protein of 538 amino acids. Gene Ontology annotation, molecular function: ATP binding; nucleic acid binding; RNA helicase activity. The record is from RefSeq and is a predicted model, not a curated record. The transcript has 7 exons.
CGUAUCUAGUGUUUUGUGUCAUAUGAAAUAGAAACUACUUUAUUUACUGAAAGCCAUAUAAAAUGUUACUCAGAUUUUGUAAUUUAUGUUGUAAGAGUGUAGACUCCUCGUUUGUAAACGUUUCAAGGCAUUAUGCUAGAGCAGCUACUAGUGCUCGAAGGAAAGAACAAUUACACGUUGAUGCAACAGAGGCUCAGAAUAAAAAAAUUCCGAUUAUAUUGACCAGAAGGAAAGAGUACAAUUUUUAUAAGGGUCAAAUGUAUGGAAAGAAAGAGGUUAUACCGCUACUUACCAAAGGAUGGUCUCACCGUAAUUCUAGAGGCGAUCACUUCUUCGUCUAUCCUUAUGAUAAUGCUGUUCAAAACCAAACAGAAAAACAAUAUCAAUUCGGUACCUUUAACGAUUUUUGUUUGGAUCCUUCUAUAAUCACUCAGUUGGAAAACUUGAACAUUAAAGAUCCUGUGGAGAUUCAACAGAUGGGUAUACCAAAAAUCCUUGAAGGUCAUAAUACAUUAUUGACAGCAGAGACAGGUUGCGGAAAAACAUUAGCAUAUCUUUUGCCUUUGAUUAAUCAAAUUAUGGAAUGGAAAAAAAUUGGGCAAAGAAAUAGGAAUUGUCCCUUAGGUUUAAUUGUGACUCCUACUAGAGAAUUGGCAGUCCAAAUUGCAUUAGAACUAAUUAAAUUGUCUAAAUGCCUUGGUAUUAAGACAAAAAUGAUCACGGGUGGAAAGCUAAAAAGAACAAUUUUACAUCCUCCAGUUGAUAAUGUGGAUAUCCUUGUUGGUAGCUUUGGAGCUAUUAGUAAAUUGUUCACAUAUGGUAUCUAUAAUCGGAAUUUUAUACGAUGUUUAGUUUUGGACGAAGCAGAUGCUUUGUUUCAUCAUACAUUCGAAGAAAAGUUGAAAGUUUUUCUGAAUAAAUUGCAUAUUGGUUAUUGUCAAGAAUUCGAUGAGAAUGGAUUUCCAAAAUAUGUUCAACUUAUUUUAGCUUCGGCCACAGUACCUUCUCGUUUAAAAAAUAUUUUAAGUAAUAUCGUAAACGUUGACUCUGUGGCGAUUGUACAAACAGAAAAGCUGCACAAAAUCCUGGUUCCACAGAAAUUUAUCAGAAUGGGUCCAAGUGAGAAACCAGUCGAACUUUUAAAAUAUGUAAAACCCAAAGUAGCAAAUAGGGAACCUGUAAUUAUAUUUAGCAAUACCAGUGGUACAUCCUAUUGGCUUACGUUGUUUUUGAACGAGUGUGGUAUAAACGUUACGAAUUUAAAUGGUAAAAUGCCGUUAAGCAUUCGAAUGGGGAAAUACGGGCAAUUUUUGAACGGUCACGUGAUGGUGUUGUCAACGACGAAUGCUGGUUCCAGAGGUUUAGAUACAGUGACAGUUAAUCACAUUCUGAAUUACGAUUUUCCAGUGGACACGGCUGAUUAUAUUCACAGGUGUGGUAGAACUGGCAGGAUCGGUACAACGGGUGAUUGCCGGGUGACAAAUUUUAUUUGCAAGCAGUGGGAAGUCGCUUUGGUUCAAAAAAUCGAAAAGGCCGUCAGAAAAUUAAAACCUAUACCCAUUGUCAACAUUGCAGAUCCAAACAAGGAAUUAGAAAUGGAGGAUGAGGUGUUAGGGCCAGAGGACUAUGAAGAACCAAUAAUCGAAGACGUGGAUGAUGUGGACAAUAUUCCAUACUGAAACGUACAAUAUGUUUUACACGAUGCGAAUAAACAAAAUGACCGUUAGAAUUUAUCAUUUA